Molecule: messenger RNA, 285 nt
Organism: Protopolystoma xenopodis
Lineage: Eukaryota; Metazoa; Platyhelminthes; Monogenea; Polystomatidea; Polystomatidae
Source: the annotation of a GenBank genome assembly
AUGAAAAAGCCUUGCCGCAGUCACGGAACGUCUGCUGACUAUGCUUCAGAGAACGAUAAAUUCUUGCCAUCUGGGCCUCAACAACAAACUUGUCUCCAUGCCACGAUAAAUGAUCGUCUCGGACACGUUGACUGCACAAUCGGCGGAGUCAGACUUUUCGGACUUCAAGUUGUCGACAGACCAUUCGUCCGUUUCAGUUGCGGGCUCGGCAUUUGGGGGACUGGAAAAAGUUGGACGGCAGAAGGGUUGAGCUCAUCCACGUUUGCGUGUAAGUCAGAGAGAUGA